GUCUUGGCAACAGUGACAGUGGUCGAGGAUGGCGGGGGAUGCUGCGGAAGUUGGGGAUGAGGUCACUGAGGUGGCAGGAGCCUCAGAAGCAGCCAAGUGUAUUAAAGCUAUUGAUAAGACUACUGUUCAUCGCAUCUGCUCUGGUCAGGUUGUGCUAACACUUGCCACAGCUGUGAAAGAGUUGGUGGAAAACAGUCUAGAUGCUAGUGCUACCAGCAUAGAGGUGCGUCUUCGGGAUCAUGGUACUACACUCCUGGAAGUCUCAGAUAAUGGAAAAGGAGUAGAAGAAUGUGAUUUUGAAGGCCUGACUUUAAAACACCAUACUUCAAAGCUUCAAGAUUUUGGUGACCUAGUUGGAGUGAAGACCUAUGGUUUUCGUGGUGAGGCUCUCAGUUCACUAUGUGCUCUCAGUGACCUCACUAUAAUAACACGCCACUUCAGUCAAGAGGUCGGGACAAAGCUGGAGUAUGAUCACAAUGGAAAACUUUUAACCAAAAUGGCAGUGUCAAGGCAGGUUGGCACAACAGUCUCGCUGCAGGGACUCUUUUCUACACUGCCAGUGCGACAUAAGGAGUUUCAACGCAAUAUCAAGAAGGAGUUCGGUAAAAUGAUCCAGAUUCUCUACUCUUACUGUUUAAUAUCUACUGGAGUAAGGAUAACAUGCACAAAUCAUGAUGGUAAGGGCAAGAAAACUAUUGUAGUAUCAACAAGUGGACAUCCUACUGUAAAAGACAACAUCUCUUCAGUUUUUGGAGCUAGACAGGUUUCCAGUUUGCUCGAGUUCCAACAAAAAACUGCCUCGGCUGAUGUCUUGGCAGAGUAUGGGAUGGACAUGACUGAUGGAACUAUCCAAGGAAAUACUUUAUUCACCUUAGAAGGGUAUAUUUCUUCAUGUGCCCAUGGACAAGGACGCUCUGCAGCUGAUCGUCAGUUCUAUUUCAUUAAUUCUCGACCAUGUGACCCAAAUAGAGUGAUGAAGCUGGUUAAUGAGGUAUACCAUCACUACAACCGGCAUCAGUUUCCUUGUGUAAUGUUAAAUAUACGACUCAGAGAGGAUGACGUAGACAUCAAUGUGACACCUGACAAGCGGCAAAUUCUUGUCAACAAUGAAAAGAUCCUGUUAGCUACCAUUAAGACAUCCUUGAUUCAACUUUACGAGAACAUCCCCUCCACAUACAACAUGCAAAAUACAUCACUGAGCUCACCAAUGAACAACUCUUACAACAAUUCCUCUGGUAGUCCAAACACUAGUGCUGCCAGUCCAUUGGGUACGACCAGGGAGAGUACUGGGAAACUGUCUGCUCUUAGUCAGAGGUUUGGUCGCAGGCUUCUGGGAUCACCUCCACCCGAGGCAUCUCCGGUGCCCCUUGGUGCUCUCAAACGGGCUCUCAGCUAUGGAUCUUCCAUCAGUAGUCCCACCAACAAACAACCAAAGUUAAUGUCUUUCCUGAAGAAAAGCAAAUUGGAAGCACCAGAGGUUCCUUGCAGUGUUGAGGACACGCCAGUUACUCUUCUUUCUAUGAAUAUUGAGGGCAUCCAGCCUCUUCUAAAUGAGUCAGACUUGGAAAGAAGGACAAAUGGUAUUCAGGAAGAGACUGUAAAAGAAGUUCAAAACACUGGGGUGAAUAGUAACGAAAAUUGUGUUAAUUUUGUAGAUAAUGAAAUGAGUGAUGACUCGGCUGUUGCUUGCCUGGAAACUAUGGGCAAAUUAAAUAACUCUUGCGACAAGGAUACUCAAGACCAUAAUGAUUCAUCUGAUAUUUCUAUAAUUAAUGAAAAUCAUUUAACCUAUGAUUCUGAUCACCAUAAACUUAAUAACAACAGUGAGUCAGAAGCAAGAUCUACUUCCUAUAUUACAAGUGUGGAUUCAAAAAAAAUUGGUUUGAAGAAAAGUUUUUCACAGUUUUCUCGGUCACUGUCUUUACCAACAUCUUCAAGCAGUAAAAAGGCUCACAAUGCAACAAAUGAGUUCUUGACCAGUUUGCUUGCCAAAAAAUCUCAGUUUAGUGUAGGAAAAAGAUUUCUUGGUGAAGAUAAAACCUUAUCAAAUGGGGACACUAAUGGUAAUAUUCAAACAGAGUCCUCUUACAAUGAUAAAGUUGAGGAAGUGGAGACAGUAGUUGAAGACUUAUCUUUAAUGGAUAACAAAGUUUUUGAAAAUAAUGAGGGAAAGUUUCCUAAUGGGAAUAACUCUCAAAGAGUAAUACUGUGUGAAGGUUAUGAUGAAAGUGAAUAUACAGAGAAUAGGAGGUCAAAGCAAGUUUGCUUCUGUUUAGAAACAUUGAGGGAAAGAAUCACAUCUUCAAAACAAACAGAUACAAACAAAGAUAUUAUACGCAAGUUUCAUGCCUCAAUAACACCAACAGACAACAGUACUGCUGAAGAUGAGCUCAGGAAAGAGAUUUCAAAAGAUAUGUUUGCAAAGAUGAAAAUUUUAGGCCAGUUCAAUUUAGGCUUCAUUAUUGUGUGCCUUGGGUCAGACCUUUUCAUAAUUGACCAGCAUGCCACAGAUGAGAAGUAUAACUUUGAAACACUUCAACAAACUUGUACUCUUCAAAAUCAACGACUUAUCAUUCCUCAGACUCUUGAGCUGACUGCAGUGAAUGAGUCAAUCUUGCUUGAUAAUAUUGAGAUCUUCAAGAAGAAUGGGUUUGAAUUUAAGGUGGAUGAGGAAAAGCCAGUUGGACGCAGGAUCUCUUUAGUAUCAAUGCCUUUCAGCCGUGGAUGGGAAUUUGGAAGGGAAGACAUUGAGGAGCUUAUUUUCAUGCUCUCAGAUGCACCUGGCAUCAUGUGCCGGCCAUCACGUGUGAGGGCAAUGUUUGCUUCAAGAGCAUGUCGGCAGUCGGUAAUGAUCGGUACUGCACUAACACACUCACAAAUGAAAAAGCUUGUCUGCCAUAUGGGUGAAAUUGAGCAACCAUGGAACUGCCCACAUGGACGACCAACAAUGAGGCAUCUUAUCAACCUUGACAUAAUAGCAGCCCCAAGAUGAUAAACUGGAAGCUUUCCUAGAAAUUGUAAUUCCUGUAAUUAUUUGUUAUAUAAGCAUAAUUGCUUCUUGCAUUAAAUAUGUUUUGGAUCUAAAUUCAUAGUUUCAAUAGGCUAUUUGGAAAGAAGCACUUUUAUUUCAGUUCAUUGCAUUAAACUU
Molecule: messenger RNA, 3148 nt
Organism: Cherax quadricarinatus
Lineage: Eukaryota; Metazoa; Arthropoda; Malacostraca; Decapoda; Parastacidae
Gene: Pms2
Product: mismatch repair endonuclease PMS2
Biological process (GO): mismatch repair
Cellular component (GO): MutLalpha complex
Molecular function (GO): ATP hydrolysis activity; mismatched DNA binding; ATP binding
Source: RefSeq, a predicted model, not a curated record